This is a messenger RNA of Serpula lacrymans var. lacrymans S7.9, 412 nucleotides long. RefSeq lists its product as uncharacterized. The transcript has a single exon. The record is from RefSeq and is a predicted model, not a curated record. Lineage: Eukaryota; Fungi; Basidiomycota; Agaricomycetes; Boletales; Serpulaceae. The annotation marks the transcript as partial.
UCUAUCCGUACAUACAGUAAUCUUUGCACGAAGCAUGUCUUCCUCUUCUUCGCAGAAGGCUUGCAUUCAAGAAAUCAUCGACACCGCACAGGACGCGGAGAACGAGGAGGAACAGUCUGGCUCUGAGUCUGAGGAUCGAGUCAAGGACACAGAUGUACCACAGACGCUCCAAGCUUCGUCGUCGCAGCGUAAAAAAAAGAAGAAAAAGUCAAAGGCUGUCAAAGCUUUGAACGCUAUCAGAAACAGCUUUUCAAGUGAUAAUAACCAAGUUCCGCAAGCCCUUGUGGAUGCCGUGCUUGGCCAGGUGAAGGCUGCGCAUGGAGAGGACGGGCCCGGGCACGUUGCGGACGACGACAACGUCAGACAGGCUUUAGAGCAGAUGAAAAUCAUGGACAUGGUCAAAGGAAAAGCA